AAUGUGAACGAAAUGAGAGUGAGAUUUGAGUUUUGACUGGUUUUGACUGAUACAAAAAUUAUUCUCGCAGAUGCAUGUGUAAAAAGAAUUUUCUUUGGUGUACAUAAAUUUGUGAAAAAACUUUUUACAUAAUUAUCGUUAUACUAUCGAAGAGGAAUCGAUUGGAAUAACAGUGGUAUUAGGUUUUUGUACCGUCAUAGGCUAAAAGUUACAUCAAGUAAAGAUCUGCGUCUCGCAAAUAUGGCCGUCCUGUAAUGAAUCGGUGGUCAGUGUUAUUAUAGUUAUUCGUCUCAUGCAGAAUUUCAAAAUGGAACUUCGUGUUGGUAAUAAAUAUCGACUGGGUCGUAAGAUUGGAUCGGGAUCAUUUGGUGACAUUUAUUUAGGAACAAAUAUCGCUACAAGGGAGGAAGUAGCUAUAAAAUUAGAAUGCAUAAAAACAAGACAUCCACAACUACACAUAGAGAGCAAAUUCUACAAGCUUAUGCAGGGAGGCAUUGGAAUACCGGCAAUAAAAUGGUGUGGCUCAGAGGGAGAUUACAAUGUCAUGGUUAUGGAGCUGCUCGGCCCUUCUUUAGAAGAUCUGUUCAACUUCUGUUCAAGACGUUUCUCCCUCAAAACUGUGUUACUACUCGCUGACCAACUCAUAACUCGCAUUGAAGACAUACACGCAAGAAGCUUCAUCCAUAGAGACAUAAAACCUGACAACUUUCUGAUGGGUCUCGGGAAGAGAGGAAACUUAGUGUACAUAAUAGACUUUGGACUAGCCAAGAAAUACAAAGAUCCGCGCACCAAUCAACAUAUCCCUUACAGAGAAAACAAAAAUUUGACAGGCACAGCAAGAUAUGCUUCAAUCAACACUCAUUUAGGUAUUGAACAAUCCAGACGUGAUGAUUUAGAAUCAUUGGGCUACGUGUUAAUGUAUUUCAAUCGCGGAAGUCUUCCAUGGCAGGGACUGAAAGCAGCCACCAAACGGCAGAAAUACGAAAGAAUAUCCGAAAAGAAACUAUCCACACCUUUUGACGAGCUCUGCAAGAAUCAUCCAAUUGAAUUUCAACUGUACUUGAAAUACUGCCGACGACUCCACUUCGAGGACAGGCCGGACUACCGCCACCUGCGUCAACUCUUCCGUACAUUAUUCCACAGACAAGGUUUCACAUAUGACUUUGUCUUCGACUGGAAUAUGCUGAAAUUUGGAGUGCAACGAGGCAAUUAUCAACCUGGUACCAAUGAUAGAACACUGAGGCGCCAUGAGCAGACUCAAGAGCAAGAAAACUCGGGCGCGAACAACGUCGCAGGCAGCGCGGCGCAGCCGAGCACGGCGGUGGCGGCGGUGACUGAGUGGCGGUGAGGCGGCUCGCAACACCGCAGCCGCGCGCGCCCGCACAUGUGACGCGCGCCCUACAGCCGGCGCCGCUCGCCCGCGCCCCGCCCCCGGCCCCGCCCAAACACACCGCAGUGAUCUAGUGCUAGUGCCCCGGACUGUAUUGCGGAUCUACCUCCGUGGACGAUUAACUCGGGCCGCCGCCGUCCCGGCGCUUUUAUAUUAGAUCAGAUUGUGUUAUCGUUUUGACGCUACAUUUAAUAGUUUGUAUACACAUAUUGUACAAUAUUUUAACUAGGUCGUCUAGUUCGAUUUUAGAAAUUGAAUCGGAUUUCUUUUCGAUGCAUGACCGACGCUCCGGUCGGUCACCUCGUGAUGAAGGCCUACCGGUUAAAAAUUAUUGACUAAGUAGUUUCAUGUCGACUUUGUCUCUGUGACCUGCCAUUAGUGAAGAUAAACUGACUCGACGAGUACUAGAUGCAGUAGUGAAGAUACACUGUCAUUCUUACUAAAUGUGGGCAGUAUUUAUUGUCAUUUAUUUAUCUAUGGCUAGUUGCUGCGAUUAAGCUCAUGCAUACGAUGAAGCUGUCGUUUUUAUAGAAGAGAUGCGGUGUCGGUGGUGCGAAUGUGUAAUCUGUUCACGCUAUGUGAAAAAUCGGCGUCGCCGAUUUAAUUUCAAUAUUUGUGACAUAGCAUGCACGGUGUCGGAAGAGUGUUCGAUGUUACUAGUAAGAGUUUUGUAAGUUCACGUUACAUUUCAUAUAUUGUAAAUUAUUUUUAGUCUAAAGAGUGGGAUGGACUAAUUACUUUCGUGUCUAAUUAUAAUAAUUAAUAACUCAUUUGGCGUAGCUGGUAAGGGCGAACCUCAGCCCGGUCGUCUUGUACUUUAUGCUCAGUUAUAUUACAGUUUAGAUGUAAGACAGAUAAACCAUGUUCAAAUGUGUGCAUUCAUGUUUGUGCUAUAUUAGGGCCAAAAUUUUAGAUACACACAAUCAAAUAAAAACAAAAUAAUAUCAACAACAAAAUGCAUUUAAAUGACCUGGCCUUGAUUGAUCUAUAAUAUUCAGUUAUAAAAACCGUAUUUCAAAUUGUAUUCCAGUAAUUUUUUUUUAUUCUUUUAACAAUUUGUACUAAACAUUGUUUGUUAUUUUUGUAGUGUAUAUUAUUGCUUAAGAUUUGUGCAAUACAUUUUUCUUUCCCUUUAAGAGAAUAGAUUGUCUUCCAUACAACAAUUUUAUAAUAUUAUUUCAAUAUAAAUUGAUGGAAUCAAAAUAUUGCAAAGGAAAAUUACCAAGAAAUAAUUCAGAAUUCAAUAAAUAGUUACCACACAUCUACAUAGAGGCUAAU
This is a messenger RNA of Aricia agestis (brown argus), 2668 nucleotides long. RefSeq names its product casein kinase I (gene dco). NCBI's taxonomy places the organism in Eukaryota, Metazoa, Arthropoda, Insecta, Lepidoptera, Lycaenidae. Gene Ontology annotation, biological process: peptidyl-serine phosphorylation; signal transduction; endocytosis. Gene Ontology annotation, cellular component: nucleus; cytoplasm. Gene Ontology annotation, molecular function: ATP binding; protein serine/threonine kinase activity. Bases 293 to 1348 code for a protein of 351 amino acids. The record is from RefSeq and is a predicted model, not a curated record. The transcript is spliced from 8 exons.